ACACUUGUUUAAGUCUCUUCGAUACUGUACGAAAAUUCCAUGGAUUGUGACAAGUACAGGUUUGAAAGGUCCGAAUCAGAAUGUUCCAAACAGGUGGCGUCUAAUGAUAUCUUGUAGGCGCAAUGAUUUUCUCCCAAGAAACUUGCGUCCAAUCGGAUGACUUUGUAAUGAGUGGUCUUUGUACUAGUUGCACAGUUUUUUCACAGAUCAGUCCAUCAAAAGAUACGGAAUUAUGCGGUGCUAGCGCUAUAUCAGUUCGCAGUGCCCUAUUUCGUAAGGCUGCCUCGAGGACGUUCGAGUUCCCACAGAGCCUACAGCUCUUAGUAAGUCAACGCAACAAACGGAGCGCGCGCUGGUAUUUGAAGGUCUGCACAGACAUGCUGUAGAAUCACCAUUAUCUACGACGUCCACAACAAUGCACCUGCAGAUCCCAUUCAAUGGCUCAUCAUUCUCACUUGAUGCGGCCGGUAUUGCUGGCUUUCUCGGCGGCGAUGAAACAAUCUCAGCCAUGGGCACCGUGCAUCUUUACCGCGGCCGAAGAUGGCUAGGGUGGUACAACUCUCCGGGGAGCUAUACAGUCGCCAAAAAAUAUGGCCAGUUAGCUAACUCCCGAUUCUGGGAUGGACUGUUCCCAGGUCCAAAUUGCGAACCAGCUGAAAUGUUUGGCCUUGAUGGCAAGGCUGGGCCACGAUACGUCGCUUCACUUUCUGGCACAGAUAUGGCGACGGGGCACCUCGCAUACCUCGCAAUACAGAUAAGCAAGGAGUUAGAGGGCAGGAGGGUUGAAGCCAAAGCCAGCACGGAGACGUUACCUGCAAAAGUGACUGUUAUUCACGUCGGAGACGUCAAAGAUAUGCAUCGAGUUGGGAUGAUGAGCAUCCAUCACGCACUACUGGCCACAAUACCCAUAACCAUGAGCAUCGCGGCAUGUUUCUUAUGCGCUAUCUUCGACGACUGGCUUGCCUUCAGCCUUAUCCUCAUCGGAAUCAUUUCAAGUGGCAUAACCUGUUUCGUGAUCGGUACUGCGAGGCUUCAUUUCCAGGCACCUAAAAACGUGACCCCGGGGGUUCCCCCAGGGGAUGGAUUGCUUUUGACCCCACGCGAUGUUGUCGUGCUGAAAGGGUCGGAAAAAGAUGUGAAUGUGAUAACGAAGGGCCAUUUCUCGCUUGACAUGCGUAGUAAAUCGGAGUACCGGAGCAUUGGACUGUGCUCGCUCCUUUUGCUGGCACAAUUCCUGUUACAGCUCCUCUUGAUCCCUCAAGCGUCACUCUUCGGUCAAAUCAUGUUUCUUUCCUCGUUUGCGGUGUCUUGGGUUUACAACUCGUUUCUCUCCUCCCUUGAAAGUGAAAAGAUACAAGGAGAUCUACUUUGCGAGGCGCUACAGGUUGAAGAAGACUCGAUCCAGAAAUAUUCCCUCCAUAAUAGGAGGAGCCAGGCUGUUUUCGCCUGCGCUAUUCUCAGUGAUGGAAAUGAGACAGAUGAAGACUUUAACGCGGAGCAUAUAUUAUCGUUGUUCGUACCGAACAAGACGAGGGUUUGGAAUCUCUGGAGAAAAAAGGUUGCAGCGCAGUUGAAAUCUGCCUGUCCGGACAAAAAAUUUCAUUUAACGGCACAAGAGAAGAAGGGUUUAUGCGAAGAACAAUGCGAAUUGCUACAGACCUUCCUAGAUGAUGCCGCGAUUGCGUUCGAGGCUUACCAGCGGGAGCGUGCUCGUUAUCCGCGCUCCAUACGCGACUCCCCGACUUGGGAGGCAAAGGAUGUAUGAACAACUGACAUUCAUGAUUAGACUUAUCGCUUAGAAGGCCUCCUUAACUAUGACCGCAUUUGACACUCGUCAUUCUGUAAACGUCGAAGAACUCGGAAGAUUAAGUAUAAAAACAAGAUACGCGAGGCUAGAUAUAAGCAAGGAACGAGCAACAGUACUUACUGGUGUAACUACAUACCAACUAUCUCUCAAUACACAAUUUCAAACAAUUCAGGAAAGUUCAGC
Molecule: messenger RNA, 1990 nt
Organism: Suillus bovinus
Lineage: Eukaryota; Fungi; Basidiomycota; Agaricomycetes; Boletales; Suillaceae
Exons: 2
Coding region: 416-1765 (449 amino acids)
Source: RefSeq, a predicted model, not a curated record